CUCCGCCGGUAGCGGCGCCAUGGCGGUGCUGCUGGAGCAUGAGAAUCAGAUCUUCCUGGACCUGUUCCACCAGGACGGGCUGGUCAUCUGCGCCCGCGGGCUUGGUGUCGACCGCUUACUGCUGCGCUUCCUCCGUCUGUACUGCGAGCCUGCCAGCCUGGUGCUGGUGCUGAACACCAGCCCUGCCGAGGAGGAAUAUUUUAUUGAUCAGCUGAGGUCAGAUGGAGUUGUUCAUCUUCCUCGUCGUGUUACCAAUGAAAUUACAAAUAAUACUCGAUACGAAUUUUACACACAAGGAGGAGUCGUCUUUGCAACAAGUCGAAUCCUUGUAGUAGAUUUCCUUACUGACAGAAUUCCUGCAAACCUCAUUACCGGCAUUUUGGUGCACAAAGCGCACAGAAUCAUUGAGUCCUGUCAGGAAGCGUUUAUCUUGCGGCUUUAUCGCCAAAAGAACAAGCAAGGCUUCAUUAAAGCUUUUACGGACAAUGCGGUUGCGUUUAACACUGGCUUUUGCCAGGUGGAAAGAGUGAUGAGGAACCUUUUUGUCAGGAAGCUUUUUCUGUGGCCAAGAUUUCAUGUAGCGGUGAACUCAUUUUUAGAGAAGCAUAAACCUGAAGUGGUGGAAAUCCAUGUGUCAAUGACCCCUGCCAUGCUUGCUAUCCAGACAUCAAUCCUGGACAUUUUGAAUGCAUGUCUGAGAGAACUCAAACGUUAUAAUCCAGCUCUUGAAGUGGAAGAUCUAUCUUUAGAAAAUGCUAUUGGUAAACCAUUUGACAAGACAAUACGUCACUAUUUAGAUCCUCUCUGGCAUCAACUUGGAGCUAAGACAAAAUCUUUGGUCCAGGAUUUGAAGAUACUACGCACUUUGCUACUGUAUCUAACUCAGUAUGAUUGUGUCACUUUCCUUCAUCUUCUGGAGUCACUGAAAGCAAGUGAAAAAGCUUUUGGUGAGAAUUCAGGUUGGCUGUUUCUUGACUCCAGUACUUCCAUGUUUGUAAAUGCUCGAGCUAGAGUUUAUCGCAUUGCAGAGGAGAAACCAAAUCAGAAAGGCAAAGUCUCUGAAAAAAGCAAUGUAAAGAAGGAAAAUGAACUGAAAAAAGAACUGGUUCUAGAAAGUAACCCAAAAUGGGAAGCUUUGAGAGAAGUACUGAAAGAAAUUGAAAAUGAGAAUAACAACAGUGAAGACCUUGGUGGUCCAGGGCAAGUGCUUAUUUGUGCCAGUGAUGAUCGAGCUUGCGCACAGCUCAGGGAGUGUAUUAUUGCCGGAGCAGAAGCGUUUUUAACAAGACUGUAUAACCAAACCUUUGGAAAGGAUGAGAAAGCUGCAGAAGUGUUGGUUAAGGACAGAAAAGCUGUCAAGUCGAAAGGAAAUGCCAGACUAGACACAGGGGCUCAAACUAAAAAAGCCAAACUCACAGCUUCUUCAAAACAAAAUAAACACAAGAAGCAGCAAGACCGGACUAUAACUGAAAUGAUAGGGAAAACCGAGGAGGAAAAGAAAGAGGAUUUAGAGGUGGAAGAUAACAAAGAAUUAAGCAGUAGCCAAGACAGCAGUGCUGAAGAGACCAUUCCUGAAGAUUUCCAUGUAAACUUGCCCUCAGACUGUUACUAUGGGAUUUUCAAGAACCCACUCACAAUUAUCCAUCCAUUGCAGGGGUGCAGUGAUCCCUAUGCACUCACUCGGGUCCUGCACGAAGUAGAACCAAGAUAUGUUGUGUUAUAUGAUGCAGAACUAACUUUUGUUCGGCAGCUGGAAAUCUACAAGGCAAGCAGGCCUGGGAAACCUUUGAGGGUUUAUUUUCUCAUAUAUGGGGGCUCCACAGAAGAACAACGCUACCUCACAGCUCUGAGAAAAGAGAAGGAAGCCUUUGAAAAACUAAUCCGUGAGAAGGCUAGCAUGGUUAUUCCUGAAGAAGGAGAAGGAAGAAGUGAAAGCAACUUAGACCUAAUAAGAGAUGCUAAACCUGCCUCUGCAUCUACUGACACACGCAAAGCCGGUGGCCAGGAGCAGAAGAGCAUUCAGCAAACUAUAAUAGUGGAUAUGCGGGAAUUCCGCAGUGAGCUCCCGUCACUGAUCCAUCGUCGUGGUAUUGACAUUGAGCCUGUCACUUUAGAAGUUGGAGAUUAUAUUUUAACUCCUGAUAUCUGCGUGGAGCGCAAAAGUAUCAGUGAUCUGAUUGGUUCCUUAAAUAAUGGAAGACUGUAUGCACAGUGCGUUUCGAUGUCUCGUUACUAUAAGCGACCGAUUCUCCUGAUUGAAUUUGAUUCUAACAAACCUUUCUCGUUGAUUCCACGAGGCUCUCUACAACAGGAAAUUUCCAGUAAUGACAUCACUUCUAAAAUAACCCUUCUUACUCUCCAUUUCCCAAAGUUACGUAUCCUGUGGUGUCCCUCUCCCCAUGCUACUGCCGAGCUGUUUGAAGAGUUAAAACAAAACCACCCUCAACCUGAUGCAGAGACCGCAAUGGCCAUCACAGCAGAUUCUGAAAUUCUUCCAGAGUCAGACAAGUAUAACCCUGGUCCUCAGGACUUUCUGUUGAAAAUGCCAGGUAUUAAUGCAAAAAACUGCCAUUCCGUAAUGAACCACGUUAAAAGCAUUGCAGAGCUAGUGACGCUGUCAAAGGAUGAGCUCACCAAAAUUUUGGGCAAUGCUGCCAAUGCCACACAGCUCUUUGACUUUAUUCACAUGUCCUACAAAGAGGCAGUAGCUAAAGGAAAAAGCAAAAGAUGAUUAAUGAGAGUGUUCAACACAGGACUCAGAUAAGCUCCUUGUGCUCAUUACUUUGCCAGACUACAUGAAAUACUUUAAUAAAUGCCCUCUAAGGUAACCAACUGUUUCUUGCUAAUGCUGUUCCCUCAGUUUUAACACAUGAGUUAAUUAUUACUGAAGACAAGUUUCAAGAGGAAUAAGAAAUGUUUUUAAUAGGAAAAUGUGAAUUAUUUUUAGUCUUUCUACAGCACUUUAACAAACUAUAUCACUGAACGAACUAAAUUCUUCACCAAGUCUGUAAGAAUGCUAAGACUAACUGAUAAAAGUGUGUUCUUUGGAAAAUAAAGCCAGAAAGGUAUUGUGUUUUGGCUGGUAUGUGUGACCUGCUGCAUGAUACAUCGCUUGCUUUUGCCAUUUUUAUUAACAUCUUACUCUCAGGAAACUACUGGUUUUCGACUGACAGUGAUGGAGCUGUUCAAAGCACAUCAUGGUCUUUUGUCAGCAGUUUGUUUAAGAGAACAGACUUGAACUCAAUUUUGAAUUUUAGAACAUCAUCAUAAGCUACAGUAAACUGUUCUACAUUAUUUUCU
Pogoniulus pusillus (Red-fronted tinkerbird) is the source of this 3300-nucleotide messenger RNA. RefSeq names its product ERCC excision repair 4, endonuclease catalytic subunit (gene ERCC4). Gene Ontology annotation, molecular function: single-stranded DNA binding; single-stranded DNA endonuclease activity; damaged DNA binding. The record is from RefSeq and is a predicted model, not a curated record. The transcript is spliced from 11 exons. Gene Ontology annotation, cellular component: nucleotide-excision repair factor 1 complex. The coding region runs from base 20 to 2731 and encodes 903 amino acids. Gene Ontology annotation, biological process: resolution of meiotic recombination intermediates; nucleotide-excision repair involved in interstrand cross-link repair; double-strand break repair via homologous recombination. NCBI's taxonomy places the organism in Eukaryota, Metazoa, Chordata, Aves, Piciformes, Lybiidae.